This is a messenger RNA of Acyrthosiphon pisum (pea aphid), 2244 nucleotides long. It is a transcript of the gene crc, whose product is annotated as bZIP transcription factor crc. The transcript is spliced from 3 exons. The coding region runs from base 380 to 1309 and encodes 309 amino acids. Lineage: Eukaryota; Metazoa; Arthropoda; Insecta; Hemiptera; Aphididae. Gene Ontology annotation, biological process: regulation of transcription by RNA polymerase II. Gene Ontology annotation, molecular function: RNA polymerase II transcription regulatory region sequence-specific DNA binding; DNA-binding transcription activator activity, RNA polymerase II-specific. Gene Ontology annotation, cellular component: nucleus. The record is from RefSeq and is a predicted model, not a curated record.
ACCACAAUACUACCACCACUAUCGUCUACCUGUACCACCUAUACACGACCACUGCCACAAACAACACGCACUGACGACGCUCCGUUUUUCGUUCACUUUGAGUUAUAACUGCUUUCACUUAUGACCCCGUAAGCCGUACUCUGAUCAAACGACUCUGCCAUUAACCUCUGUUGUCCGUGGCUUUUGCAUUUCGCUAUAAACGCGUUUCAGUCGACAGCGAUCUAUAUUCCACUGCAAGCGUGCCACGAGACACCACCAAGAUGAAGUGAUUCCGGGGUCCCCGCAGACACCGUUCAGCCCGCACACGGCCGUGUGCCCAAACCCAACAAAACGACCAUGUCCGCGACGGCGAGUGCCAAUAUGGCUUCCUUAUUCAAAGAUGGUGCCACCAUCAAGAACAUAUCAACGAAAAUCAUCAGCAGCAUAUUUUUCACUUCAUAUAAUAAUAUACUCAAUCCAUUACAAAAUGUCAGGAAUGUCUCAAGUAGUACAACCAAGCUGCUCGUUGCUUUUAAGCAACGAGCCAACAACUGCUCUUUCUUCUAAAGCAAUAUGUAAUUUAAACGACACAGAAUGGGAUAAACUAACAAGGAGUGACAUGGCUGGAAAAUUAUUAGAUUACCUAGACAAAUUGUACGAUAAAAACGAUGAAUCUGAAACUAUCACAGAUUGGUUAAAUGAAGAAAAAUUCAUUGACCUUCCAAUAUUUGAUGAUUUCAUGACAAACACUUCUCCAAACAACACUGAAAUGAAACCAAUGGAAUAUCCAAAGUUUGUCCCUUCCAACAAAGCUAUCCAGUAUCAACCAUAUCCUACCCAACAGUAUGCACCUAUGUACUGCCAUGAAACGUCCAUUCAGCCAAAAUUCAACUAUGUUCCACCCGCUUCAUUGACACCACCUGAAAGUCCCAAAGAUACCGAUGUCCUAAUGUCUAUGCUAGAUGAUAUGCAACCAGAAGAACUCAGUCAGUUGGUAGUCGACGAAGACACAUUAUCAGACUUUAUGUCAUCAGAUGCUAGUAGCCAUACCGAUUCAUACAGUGAUAUAACAACCAAACGAGACAAACCAUACUCUCCAAAGGCACCCAACGAAGAAAAGCGACUACGCAAAAAAGAACAAAACAAAAAUGCAGCAACAAGGUACAGGAUGAAGAAAAAAGCUGAAAUCAAGGAAUCUGUAGUAGAAGAGAAACAACUUUUGCAAAGAAAUGAUACACUCAAGGACGAAGCUAAAGAACUGGCUAGAGAAAUUAAGUAUUUGAAAUCGCUGUUGAGGGAUGUUUACAAAGCCAAGGGACUAUUGAAUUGAAAUACAUUUAAAAAUGUUGAUCUGAUUAUUUAACUUUUAUGGCAUAUAUUUGAUAAAUAUUUAAAAUAUAGUGUUAAAAAUUGUCAUGUAGGUUUCGUUGGAGGGUUUUCUUGCAUAUGCAGUUUUAAUGUAUCCUUAAUUAUAAUUACAGUAUUAGAAUAUUAAAAAAAUCUACUUAUAACACCAGUGCAGCCAUUAUCUCCUUGUAAAUAUAUUCUUAUUCUUUUUCUACUAGUUAUAUUUUUAAAAAUUUUGUAUCCAUUAUUAGCUUGUUAGAACUAACCAAGAAAACUUGUAUAAUUUUCAAACAUACAUCUGAUCUUGUGAUAUAUUUAAAACAUACUUUUACUAUUGAAGUGUUGGUAAGACUUAAACUGUUUACUAAACAAUUGUCUUGAUAUUUAUCUAAACAAUGUUAGUGAAGCAUUUUUAACGACUUAACACAUUUGGUUUUGUAUAAUAUAUGAAAUCUCACAAGUUUUGUAUGCUUGAUUGUUAUAUUAAACCCCUUGGUUCAGUUAAGGAUAAAACAUUUAUUUAGCAUUCUUAUUAUUAGAUUAAGAAAAAUAAAAAAAUGAAUACAUAACAUAGCUUAACCUAUUUUAUUUUUUUUUAAAUUCAAAACCUUAUAUUAUUUUAAAAUAUAACAUUAUUUUAGUGAUUAUAAUUUAUUUUUUGAUUUCAAUUAUGAUUUUUAGUUUUACUUAUAAUUUACAUGCGUGUUUAUCGAUAAGGUUGUUAUGAUUAUUGUUUGAAUGAUAUUGCUGUUUCAACUUGGAAAUAUAUUGUAAAGUUCAUUUAUUUCUCAUAAAAAAUGAACUAACUGUUUUGCAAGUAAAACAAUUAGGUGUUGGACAAUUUUUAUCUCAAUUUUUAUUUGUAACGGGAUGAAAACUAUUUUUAUUUUAUUUUAUUAAAAAAUAUAUAUUAAGAUG